AUACAGGUUUCGGACAGCAGUAGCAGUAGCGUGGGUGUGAGCAAUCAGACUAAUGCCGAUGGCGAGGCACUGAUAGCAGGUAUAUGUAGAAAAGUACAAGAUCCUACAUUCUGUUUGAAUACUUUCCACCAAAAUAUACCUAAUCAUCCAUAUACUCCUACUGAAGUAACACGAGUUGCUAUUAGCCAAUCAUUACAACAUGCUACUGACAAUCGCAUUUUCAUAGAGACAUCAAAAGAAAAUUCAACAGACACAGAAAUCCAGAACUUAUACGCUAUUUGUGAUAGUGGCUAUGGAUUUUUGUCAACCGAGCUUCAAGAUGCUAGCCUAUCAUUAGCUCAACAAAAUUAUAAUGCCUUGGAAAAUUCACUUUCCAAGUGUCCUAAAUUUGUGAGCGAUUGUCACAAUGUAUUUGGUGACAAGACAACUCCUGAAUUGUUGGACAGGAAUAGAAAACAACUAGAUCUUGUAUUAAUGGCAAAUUUUGCUGAAAGUCUUAUUAAAAAAUAA
This is a messenger RNA of Nicotiana tabacum (common tobacco), 510 nucleotides long. RefSeq lists its product as uncharacterized. Gene Ontology annotation, biological process: negative regulation of catalytic activity. NCBI's taxonomy places the organism in Eukaryota, Viridiplantae, Streptophyta, Magnoliopsida, Solanales, Solanaceae. Gene Ontology annotation, molecular function: pectinesterase inhibitor activity. The record is from RefSeq and is a predicted model, not a curated record.